Messenger RNA from Thunnus maccoyii (southern bluefin tuna), 1164 nucleotides. Its product is annotated as olfactory receptor 1038-like. Bases 88 to 1020 code for a protein of 310 amino acids. Gene Ontology annotation, cellular component: membrane. The record is from RefSeq and is a predicted model, not a curated record. The transcript has a single exon. NCBI's taxonomy places the organism in Eukaryota, Metazoa, Chordata, Actinopteri, Scombriformes, Scombridae. Gene Ontology annotation, molecular function: G protein-coupled receptor activity; olfactory receptor activity. Gene Ontology annotation, biological process: G protein-coupled receptor signaling pathway.
UGCGUUUCAGUUUUUUAUCUUUACACUUGAUUUAUUUUGGGGUCAAUAAUUAGAAGCAAACUCGAUGUUUUGUCUCUGAAAAAAAUUAUGGUGAAUUCAACUUUAUCUUAUUUCAUUCUUGGAGCUUAUAUGCAUGUUGGAGGUUUGAAAUAUUUCUGUUUCAUGUUGACUGCGAUGUUAUACGUUGUUAUCAUUACUGCCAACACAUCACUCACUGUGGUUAUCUGUAUGAACAGAAGCUUACAUGAACCUAUGUACCUUUUUCUGUGCAGCCUGUUUAUAAAUGAACUGUAUGGUAGUACAGGGUUCUUCCCAUUCCUUCUGGUUCAGAUCCUCUCUGAUAUUCACACUGUUUCUGCUUCUCUCUGCUUCCUGCAGAUUUUCUGUUUGUAUACGUAUGCAAAUAUACAGUUUAGUAAUUUAGCCAUCAUGUCUUAUGACAGAUAUCUUGCUAUCUGUUGUCCUCUACAAUAUAACACACGGAUGACGUCUAACAGGUCAGUCAUCUUUAUUAUUGUGAUAUGGUUGUACUCAUUUGUGAAAUUUCUUAUUACUUUAUCCUUAAACAUCCGUUUGACAUUGUGUGGAAACAUCAUAAACAGUUUGUAUUGCAAUAACUACUUUAUUGUUAAGCUGGCAUGUUCUGACACCAAAGUCAAUAACAUUUAUGGGCUUUUUGACACUUUUCUCUCCGUCGUAGUCCCUCUGUUUCCAAUCCUUUUCUCUUAUAUGAAAAUUCUUAAAGUUUGUUUUUCUGGUUCUGAACAGACCAGACAGAAAGCCGUCAGUACCUGCACACCUCACCUCGCUUCCCUCCUUAACUUUUCUUUUGCAUGUUUGUUUGCAACACUUCAGAGUAGAUUUGAUGUGAGCAGUGUUUCCAGUGUGCUGAGAAUCAUUGUGUUGGUUUAUCUGCUGAUCAUUCCACUUCUGAAUCCUAUCAUGUAUGGACUGCAAACGUCAAAAAUACGAAAUCUGUUCUGUUCUAAAAUGUUGGCCGCUCAUAGAGAUACUAUGUAGAUGUGAUGAGAAAAGAGUCAGUAAAUCAUUCAUUUGUAACACUUUGCAUUGAAACAUUUAGAGAUUUGAAAAGUACUGACAGUGUCUCACUGCCAAUGAAUAAUGUAGAUUGUGAUGUAUUGAAAUAAAGUUCCAGUAAUUAAU